AUGCCCCUGUCGUGGAAACGCUUACAUCAUCGGUACCGCCGAAGUCACGAUGUAGGAGUAUGUAUACCAUGCCGCAGAAGACAUGUCAAGUGUGACUUCCUUCAUCCGAGCUACUCCGCGUAUAAAGCCAUUGGAGGAAACAAGGCUCGUGGUCUCGCCACCCCAGGUCCGCGAAAGCAUCUAUACACAGAAGAAGACCGUGUCUCUAUAAGCAUGACCCUGCAAUCCAGCCUGAUCUCGGGUCCAAUCUGUCACAGUCUGGAGGAGAUUGAACGUACAUCAAAAGUUGUUGCCUCGUUACCAGGCCAGCGCAAAUUUGUUGGCUCCUUGGGGGUGAUGGAGCUCAGGACGGAGCAAGUAGAUCCUCCUAGCUCUAUCUCUGUAAAUGCUGAUUCCGAUCCCACUGAGUCCUCCAGCGACCUAGGUAAUAGCCUAUCGGAGACGUUGCCUGGUUUCAUCAAUGCCUUGGACUCAACUUCUCCUGACCCGGAGAUAGACAAUGGCGCCGAGCAUAGGGGGGCCGCGGACGGAGCUAUGAUUUUGGAAGGGUUGCCCCAUACCAGCCCCUGCAUACGCCGAGACCUUUAUUUGGAAAACAUUACAAUUUCUGAUGCCCAAUCAACGUUGGCGCAUUUCAGAUAUAAAGUUAUUCCAUUCAUGUUUUCUUUCCCGCUCUACGAAAAGGCGCCCCUGGAGAUAGUAAAUACGCAGUCAGCUGUCGUGACUCUUGCUAACCUCAGUUAUAUGGGUGUGGAACGCGUUACCCAUGCCGCUUUGGCGAAUUUAUUGGCUUUGAUUGCAAUUUCUGCUCGUCAUUUUGCGGCGACAGUGAAGAGUGCCCAAAGUAGCGAUGCUUCACACUGGAAGAAAGUCAGCGAAGAAGCAUAUUCACAGGCAAGAUUCCACAUGGAAUACUCUUUUACUUAUAAGGAACAACUCAUGGCAAUAUCCGCGAUGCUUGGCUUUGCAAUUCUAUUUGACUACCAGAAAGAUGCUCGUGCCUACCUGGUCGAUUCCGAGCGCCUCUUAAGCUUUCGCGGUUUGGCCAAGAGAGUAGUAUCAAGGAACGCAAGGUUGCUACAUCAUAUUUACACGUGGAAUAGGACUCUCAUUGAGAGCUCGUUCGUUCUGCGCUUCAGUCAGGAUAGCGAGGUGGAAACGAACCUAGGUUGGAUACGUCCACCUUUGAAUACUCGAACGAAUCCAUCUUUGGAGCUAGAUGAAUUUCUUCAUCUCAAAGACUACUCAACUGACAGCAGCCUAAACGAUAUCCACCUUGAGGGUUCUAGAGAGGACACUAAAGCAAUGUACCGUCAGUUGUAUGGUGUGUCUGAAACGUGGCUUAGCCUCGUCUCGCAAACUACACGCCUUGCCAACGUUGUGAGCAAAUUGAAUUCGGGUCACGGGAGGCUGGAUGGUCCCUUGCGGGAGACAAUUGAGAGGAAAAGGCGUUGGCUUGAAGACAUGAUUUGGCAGCUCAUCGGGGGAAACGAGUAUCCCACCAAGGAACAGCCACGAAAACCUCCAGAUAUCACAACAAAACAGCCAAGAAGUUAUAUGACUCGUGCUUUGAAUCAAGGGCUUCUCAUAUAUUUCUAUUGA
Messenger RNA from Aspergillus aculeatus ATCC 16872, 1602 nucleotides. RefSeq names its product Zn(II)2Cys6 transcription factor domain-containing protein. The transcript has 7 exons. Gene Ontology annotation, molecular function: zinc ion binding; DNA-binding transcription factor activity, RNA polymerase II-specific. Gene Ontology annotation, biological process: regulation of DNA-templated transcription. The record is from RefSeq and is a predicted model, not a curated record. NCBI's taxonomy places the organism in Eukaryota, Fungi, Ascomycota, Eurotiomycetes, Eurotiales, Aspergillaceae. Bases 1 to 1602 code for a protein of 533 amino acids.